Rubroshorea leprosula is the source of this 1685-nucleotide messenger RNA. NCBI's taxonomy places the organism in Eukaryota, Viridiplantae, Streptophyta, Magnoliopsida, Malvales, Dipterocarpaceae. The record is from the annotation of a GenBank genome assembly.
GUGAACCAAAUCUUACCACCCAACCCCCACCCCCUUUCUCUCUCUCUCUCUAAAUGAACUAUGGAAGCUGGGUCACAAGAUUCGUCAUCUUUGGCUGCUCCUCUCAUUGUUGAUGAGAAGACACACCUGCUAGGAGAGGCAGAGGAAGUAGAAUCAAAUGUUUGUCGUCUCAAAACAAGCACUACAUCUGUUUUUACUACCUGUUUCCAUGGACUUAAUGCUUUGUCAGGAGUUGGGAUACUGUCAAUCCCCUAUGCACUGGCUUCAGGAGGAUGGUUGAGCUUGAUACUUCUUUUCUUCAUAGCCUCUGCAGCAUUCUACUCUGCUUUGUUGAUUCAAAGAUGUAUGGAGGCAGAUUCAGUUAUCAGAACUUACCCAGACAUUGGCGAACGUGCCUUUGGGAGCAAGGGGAGACUUGUUGCUUCUGUUUUCAUGUAUAUUGAACUCUACUUUCUCGCAACAGGGUUCUUGAUUCUGGAAGGAGAUAAUUUGCAAAAACUAUUACCCAAUGUGGAAUUUGAUAUUGCAGGACUAACAAUUGGUGGGAAACAAGGCUUCAUAAUCAUUGUUGCCCUUAUCAUCUUGCCUUCUGUUUGGCUGGAUAAUUUGAGCCUUCUUUCAUACAUCUCUGCUAGUGGGGUUAUAGCUUCGGCUAUCAUCCUAGGUUCAAUCAUCUGGAUCGGUGCAUUUGAUGGAAUUGGGUUUCAUCAUAAGGGAACACUCCUAAACUUGAGUGGAAUCCCUACUGCUGUCAGUUUAUAUGCCUUCUGUUACUGCGCCCAUCCAGUCUUCCCUACCCUUUACAAUUCCAUGAAAAAGAAGCACCAGUUCUCCAAUGUCAUGCUUCUUUGCUUCAUUUUGUGCACCCUGUGUUACGCUUCAAUGGCAAUCUGUGGCUACCUGAUGUUUGGGUCGAACAUCAAGUCACAGAUAACAUUAGACCUUCCAAUCCAAAAGCUCAGUGCUAGAGUGGCAAUCUACACCACCCUGGUCAAUCCCAUAGCCAAAUAUGCGCUGAUGGUUACACCACUUGUAAAUGCCAUUAAAGGUUGGUUCCCGUACGAGUGCAAAAAGAAGUCAUGUAGCUUCCUGGUCAGUACCUCCUUGGUGAUCAGCACUACUGUUGUAGCUCUUGCUCUUCCUUUUUUCGGUUAUCUUAUGUCUUUGGUUGGAGCAUUCUUAAGCAUCACAGCUUCAAUUAUACUGCCCUGCUUAUGUUACUUGAAGAUAUCAGGAACUUACAAGAGAUUUUGCUGCGAUAUGGUAGUCACCGUCAGCAUAAUACUGAUGAGUGUCGCCGUUGUGAUAUUCGGCACCUACACAUCUCUUAUGGGGUUAAUAUAUAAACUUUCAUCCACGAGUGCCAGAUGAGCAGAUAGCAGUUUUGUGCUCAGUGCGGAAAUGUUUUCUUUGAUGAAGGCAGCGUGUUUGGAAGAUACUUUAGACUAUGUAGCAACUUCUAAGGAAUGUUUAAAUGUAGAUUUCUAUAGCAACUUCUAGGGAAUGUUUAAAUGUAGAAUUCUAUGUACUCGAGGCAGUGCCUCAAUAAUCUUCUAGUGAGUUGACGUGGCUAGGAUCUUAAAACUUUUUAGCUCCCUAAAAUGACCUAUUGUCUCAAGUUCAUACGGAGUGCUGUUGCAAUCUACUAUUAAACAGUUGAUUAGCAAUAAUUACAGUAAUCCAGA